UGCAUACUACAAUAAUUAAGCAUCAGUUGCGAAUGGCAAACCUCAGAACUACAAGAAGAAAAAUAUCAGCUUAUAUUUGUUGUCAUUCGAUCCCUUUGUACUGUUUGUGUAACAGUGCAAACAUUAAACAAACAUGCUUUUCUCCAAAUUUAGUGAUGCAAGAUCUUGAGUGAUCCGAACCUUUUGGCCCUCACCGCCCAAGUUUCUGCCGGGAUCGCGACUUAGAAAAAAAGUCCAAGCUUCGCGCGUCAAACCAAAUGCUCGUCAUUCUCUUAACCCCUCAUCAGGCAGACCGAAACUGGGUUUACUCAACUGUAAAUACAUCCAAUGGCGACAAUGGACUCAGCACAGGCGCCUGAGGCUACAAAUAGUCCAGCAGCAGCGCCCGCCGAAGUGCCCCAGGAAAGCACGUUAGACAGCACGACCAACCCUGAAUCAGCCCCUGAGAAUCACGCCGCCACCUCGGCCGCCACAGAAGACGCCGCGGCAGACGCAUCAGCAACCAAUGCCGAGAACUCAGCUGUCCCAGCAGCCGAUAGCGCGGCCGUCCAGCCUCCCAUCACAAAAAAUCAGAUGAAGAAGCUGAAGCGACAAGCUAUGUGGGCGGAGCGCAAGGAGGACCGCAAGCGCCAGCGCAAGGACAAGCGGCACGAGAAGCAGGCACACAAGCGAGCCGAGCUGGCAAACAAGAUCGCCGAGGCAGAGGCGGCAGGGCUCGACCCCAAGGAGGUACUCGCCGCCGAGCGCAAGGGUGCUGAGAAGGCCCGGCCGCAGACGGUCCCCGUCACCUUCAUCAUGGACUGCGACUUUGAGCAGUACAUGAACGACAAGGAGCUGGUGUCGCUCUCGAGUCAGGUCGUACGCUCGUACUCGGAGAACAGGAAGAGCAGGAUCCAGGCUCACCUUGUAGUCUGUCCCUGGGGAGGCAAGCUGAAAGAGCGGUUCGAGACGACGCUCGCGAACCACCACAAGGGUUGGAAGAACAUCCAGUUCCUGGACCAGGACUUUGUCCAGGCGGGCAAGGCUGCUCUGGAACUUAUGAAGGGCCCGAAUGGCGGAAAACUAAUUGGCGCACUUGCGCCGAAAGAGGAUACAGUGAUGGAAGAUGCACAUGCGUCUGGUGCGGAGAAGACGUUGGAGGACCCAACCCCAGUCCCGGAACCCGAAAAGGAAUUGGCAGAAUCCUCCAUCGUAUAUCUCACCUCAGACUCGCCAUACACGCUUGAGAGGUUAGAACCCAACACGAGCUAUGUAAUCGGCGGCAUUGUGGACCGCAACAGACAAAAAGGACUCUGCUACAAACGGGCUUGCGAGAAUGGGGUACGAACUGCCAAACUUCCGAUUACCGACUACUUGGUCAUGGCAAGUCGUCAAGUCUUGACGACAAAUCAGGUGCUUGAGAUUAUGUUGAAGUGGCUCGAGUGUGGCGAUUGGAAGGUGGCUUUCCAGUAUGUCAUCCCCAAGCGCAAGGGGGCUGUUGUCAAAGAGGAGAACUCAGAGGCGGGUCCUGCUGAAGAAAACGAGCAGGACGGCGAUGAUUACAAUGAAAACAACGAGAAUGGUAACGAGAAUGAUAAUGAAGCUGGUAAUGAGGUUGGUGAGGAGAAGGAGGAGGCAAAUGGCGGGACUGGAGCGGCUUCGAAUACACACGAUCCAGCGCAAGACAAAUCAGGUUAGUUGCCGCAAUCGGCGACUUGACUUGAUGUCUAUUGCCUGAUGAUGCGUGAGUUUAAUGGUAUUUACUACGAAGCCAAGGCUUGCUAAUGAAUUUUAUCUUGUAUUUGCUUCAUACACCCACCCUGUACUUGCCUAACAACGCUGCGUCAUCAUCAUAUCUUAGAAAACCUCCAAUGUCCAAUUCUUCCAUCUCAGUG
Molecule: messenger RNA, 1874 nt
Organism: Pyricularia oryzae 70-15
Lineage: Eukaryota; Fungi; Ascomycota; Sordariomycetes; Magnaporthales; Pyriculariaceae
Product: tRNA (guanine-N(1)-)-methyltransferase
Exons: 1
Coding region: 328-1677 (449 amino acids)
Biological process (GO): tRNA N1-guanine methylation
Cellular component (GO): nucleus
Molecular function (GO): tRNA binding
Source: RefSeq, a predicted model, not a curated record